Molecule: messenger RNA, 671 nt
Organism: Acipenser ruthenus (sterlet)
Lineage: Eukaryota; Metazoa; Chordata; Actinopteri; Acipenseriformes; Acipenseridae
Product: double homeobox protein 1-like
Exons: 2
Coding region: 286-639 (117 amino acids)
Molecular function (GO): DNA binding
Source: RefSeq, a predicted model, not a curated record
GUGCGGAUCAGCCCAACAUUCAAUCUCACGAAGAGAAGGAGAUAGUCCACCUGCUAUGCGGGAGUCUAUAAUGGUGUGUUUUUUUUUCAUUCUUUGACAGCUCCAAGCAGUCCAGAGGGCGCGCUGGUAGCGGGACGCAGUUUGGAUCAUUGGAAUGCGAAUUCAGAACCCGGCUCGACGCUGUGGAACGCGAGCGCAGGAUCCGGAGCCGCUCCGGUUUGCAGGUUCCAGUCGGGGAGGCGUAAGAGGAGAAAGACCGUUUUCAGUAAAGAGCAGGCUAAAUUCAUGAGGAGCGCUUUCGAAAAAGACCCGUAUCCGGACUACAAGAAGCGGACCCAGCUGUCCGAAAGCACCGGGAUUGCGGAGUCUCGGGUACAGGUGUGGUUUCAAAACAGGAGAGCGCGACAUUUACCUAAAAGGAGCCAGAGAAGCGCGCCACAGCCCUGGAGCCCUCGCCGAGCGCCGCUGGGUCCGCUCCGGGUCUUCCAAACCGCCGACACGCUGAGAGGGAGCCGGCCGGGUUCGGAGUGCGAUGGCCGGGUCGCGUCCCAGUAUUACGAGGCGUCUCUGAACACCGAGACACCGAGAGACCCGGACGGUCUGGCCCAGGGAAUUCCUUUCCAUUACUGGAACCGCUGAGACCCGGGCUGGGCGAGAAAUAUUCACCAACA